AUGCCUGAGACUCCAGCGGUUCUCCAAGUUCCGCCUGCCACCAUCGUCCUCCUCUUCUUGUUCUGUGCUGCUGGUCUGGGUCCUGGAUGCUGCACCCUAUGGGUGGACUGGGGCCCACCUUCAGUGACCGUGAGCUUGGGGGAUGAUGCCCGCUUGCUGUGCCCACACAAUGGCAGCAGCAAUGCUAAUGUCACCUGGUGGCUCAUCCUCCCAGGCAACCACACAUGGCCAUCUAUGUUUGUGGGCUUGGGCCUGGGUCCUGAGGGCGAACUGACAAUCCCACAGGUAAACAGGAGCCACGGAGGCAUAUACCAGUGUAAGGUGGAGGAUGGCAAAAGCAUCCGGAGCUCUUGUGGUACCUACCUCCGUGUUCGAGAGCUACUGCCCAGACCCUUCCUGGACAUGGGGGAGGGCACCAAGAACCGCAUCAUCACAGCCGAGGGGAUCAUCCUAUUGUUCUGUGCAGUGGUGCCUGGGACGAUGCUGCUGUUCAGGAAACGAUGGCAGAAUGAGAAGUUUCGGGUGGGUGCUCAUGAUGACUAUGAAGAUGAAAAUCUGUAUGAGGGCCUAAACAUUGAAGACUGCUCCAUGUAUGAGGACAUUUCGCGGGGUCUCCAGGGCACCUACCAGGAUGUGGGCAGCCUCCACAUCGGAGACGUCCAGCUGGAGAAGCCGUGA
Messenger RNA from Chrysochloris asiatica (Cape golden mole), 678 nucleotides. It is a transcript of the gene CD79A, whose product is annotated as CD79a molecule, immunoglobulin-associated alpha. The transcript has 5 exons. Gene Ontology annotation, biological process: B cell differentiation; B cell receptor signaling pathway. The coding region runs from base 1 to 678 and encodes 225 amino acids. Gene Ontology annotation, cellular component: membrane; external side of plasma membrane; B cell receptor complex. Lineage: Eukaryota; Metazoa; Chordata; Mammalia; Afrosoricida; Chrysochloridae. The record is from RefSeq and is a predicted model, not a curated record. Gene Ontology annotation, molecular function: transmembrane signaling receptor activity.